This is a messenger RNA of Leptinotarsa decemlineata (Colorado potato beetle), 3613 nucleotides long. It is a transcript of the gene Dnah3, whose product is annotated as dynein heavy chain 3, axonemal. Gene Ontology annotation, cellular component: dynein complex. Lineage: Eukaryota; Metazoa; Arthropoda; Insecta; Coleoptera; Chrysomelidae. Gene Ontology annotation, molecular function: dynein intermediate chain binding; ATP hydrolysis activity; ATP binding. The record is from RefSeq and is a predicted model, not a curated record. Gene Ontology annotation, biological process: microtubule-based movement.
AUAGUUCCCCAAAAAUCUUUUAGAUAUCUGAUGGGGCAACAGAAUUCUCUUUCUCCAAGUCUACAUGUAUCAAUCACCGAUACGGAAAUCUGCUAUUAUUGAUAAUUGAAUGAAUUGAAGAAAACUGUCGUUCACAAACAAUGUUGCAAUGUUCUUACACAAAUCGAGCUGAGCGAUGUUCACUUUCAAAUCCAUCCCUUCAUAUUAUAAAAUAAAUUGGUACCAACAUUCGUUAAUUUUUUCAGAAAUCGUUUAAUUAUGGAAUGGAAUGAAUAUUCGAAGAAUUUGGGGAUCCCUUGUUCCGAUAAUUUUUCUUUAGUGAUAACAAUGGGGGAGCCAGUUGUCAUAAGAGCCUGGAAUAUUGCUGGUUUACCGGUUGACAAAUAUAGUGUUGAAAAUGGCAUCAUAUCAACUACAGCAAGAAGGUGGCCUCUUAUGAUCGACCCUCAAGGGCAAGCGAAUAAAUGGGUGAAAAAUAUGGAGAAGAACAAUAGACUUCAGGUUAUCAAACUAACAGACCAGAACUACAUUAGAGUCCUAGAAAAUGCAAUAACUUUUGGAACACCUGUAUUAUUAGAAAAUAUCAAUGAAGAAAUCGAUGCUAUAUUAGAUCCAGUUUUGGUGAAAACAAUUUUCAAGUCUCAAGGAGUCUGGUAUUUGAAACUUGGGGACAAUGUUUUGGAAUACUCGUUCGACUUCAGAUUUUUCAUCACAACCAGACUGAGGAAUCCUCAUUACCUGCCAGAGAUUGCAGUCAAAGUGACUCUAGUGAACUUCAUGAUUACUCCACAAGGAUUGCAGGAUCAGCUUUUGGGAAUCGUUGUUGCUAGAGAAAAACCGGAAUUGGAAGAGAAAAAGAAUGCGAUGAUUGUUGAAAGUGCCAAUAAUAAGAAAAUGUUGAAAGAAAUCGAAGAUAAAAUAUUGGAAGUCUUAUCAUCUUCAGAAGGCAACAUUUUGGAAGACGAAACAGCUAUAAAAAUAUUAUCAUCUAGUAAAGUUUUAUCCGAGGAUAUUCAAGAGAAACAGAAAUUAGCUGCAGUGACGGAGAAAGAAAUCGAUCAAGCGCGUAACGGAUACGUUCCAGUUUCUAAGCAUUCUUCCGUAUUAUUUUUCUGUAUUUCUGAAUUGGCCAAUAUUGACCCCAUGUACCAAUAUUCGUUGGUCUGGUUCAUCAACCUGUAUAACCAAUCCAUCAUCAACAGCACAAAAUCUAAUGUUCUGGAAGAACGAUUGGGUUAUCUCAACAGUCAUUUUACCAAUAGUAUAUAUAGGAAUGUAUGCAGAUCGUUGUUCGAGAAGGAUAAGCUGAUAUUUUCUUUCGUUUUGACUGUCGGAAUUCGGAGAUCUCAGGGAAAAAUUCACGAAGAAUUGUUGACAUUUUUAUUAACAGGCGGAGUAGCUCUAGAAAAUCCGUAUCCUAAUCCUUCUCCUGAUUGGUUAACCGAUAAAUCAUGGUCAGAAGUUGUAAGAGCUAGCAGUUUGAGUGGCAUGGAAAAGUUUAAAAGAUCCGCGGAAACGAACAAUGCUGCUUGGAAAGAAUUUUAUGAUGUUUUCAAUCCUAACGAAAUUCCUUGCCCAUUUCCUUUUCAUGAAUCAAGUGGACUGAUAAGACUUAUAGUUUUACGGUGCAUAAGGCCAGACAAAGUCGUUCCUGCAGUACAGAAUUACAUUGUAGAAGAAAUGGGUUCAUCUUAUCUGGAACCACCUCAGUUCAACUUGGAAGAGUCUUAUAAUGACAGUAACUGCUGUACACCAUUGGUAUUCAUAUUAUCAGCUGGUUCCGACCCCAUGGCGGGUUUGGUGAGAUUUGCAGCAGAUAAAGGAAUUGCAAAAACAAGUCUCAUGACUAUUUCACUCGGACAAGGACAGGGGCCUAUAGCAACAAAUAUGAUCAACACUGGUCUAGAAACUGGACAAUGGGCUGUGUUACAAAAUUGCCACCUGGCAGAGAGUUGGAUGAGAGAAUUAGAUAGAAUUUGCGACGAAGUGAUUGUACCAGAAGUAACAAAUUCCAGUUUCAGAUUAUGGUUAACAAGUUAUCCAAGCAAAUCGUUUCCUGUCGCGAUUCUGCAAAAUGGUGUGAAAAUGACAAAUGAAGCACCAAAAGGGUUGAGACAAAAUCUUUUGAGAUCAUAUAUGUCUGAUCCCAUAUCAGAUAAUGACUUUUAUAAUGCUUGUCCCAACGGGAAGGCUUUUCGACCUCUUCUAUUUGCAUUAUGCUUUUUCCAUGCAUUGGUACAAGAAAGACGGAAAUUUGGACCUCUAGGAUGGAAUAUACCAUACGAAUUCAAUGAAUCGGAUCUGAGGAUUUGCGUUGUUCAAUUACAGAUGUUUCUGACUGAAUAUGUGGACGUUCCAUAUGACGCCUUGACAUAUCUUACUGGGGAAUGCAAUUAUGGUGGCAGAGUGACGGACGAUAAAGACAGGAGACUACUGGCUUCGUUACUUUCUAUAUUUUAUACUCCAGAGACCGUCAAGAAGCCUGGGUACGCGUUUUCUGCAAGCGGUCUCUAUUAUGUUCCCGCAAAUACAACAUAUAAAGGUUGUUUGGACUAUAUCAAGUCGUUGCCUAUCAUCCCUCAGCCAGAAGUUUUUGGAUUGCAUGAAAAUGCCGACAUAACGAAAGAUAACCAAGAAACUCAAAUCCUGCUACAUGGUGUAUUACUUACCCAGACUCAAAUAACGGCUGGAGGCGGCGGGGAGGAUACCCAAGAAUUAGUCAUAGAUUUAGCACACGAUAUUUUGGGAAAACUUCCAGAUAUGUUCGACGUGAAUUUUGUGAGCAACAAAUAUCCCGUAAUAUAUAGUAAUUCUAUGAAUACCGUUUUACGUCAGGAGCUUAUCAGAUUCAACAGACUAAUUAUAGUAGUGAAGAGAACUUUGACUGAAAUGGUAAAAGCAGUUAAAGGACUGGUGGUUAUGUCGGCAGAAUUAGAAGAAACAUUCAAUUCGCUGGUUAUAGGAAAAGUGCCAUCUGUUUGGGCGAGUAAGAGCUACCCAAGUUUGAAGCCGCUGGGCUCUUACGUCAAUGAUUUGAUUGCCAGGUUGAAAUUUCUACAAGAUUGGAUCGACGAUGGGGCACCAAACGUAUUCUGGAUUUCAGGAUUUUACUUCACUCAGUCAUUUUUAACUGGCGUCUUGCAAAAUUACUCGAGGAAAAAAAAGUUGCCCAUAGACUUUAUACAUUUCGAGUACAUUAUCACUGAAUAUGAAACCGAUACUAAGCAGAAACUUGAAGAUGGUGUAUUCUGUAAGGGAUUGUUCCUGGAAGGUGCAAGAUGGGACAGACAGCAGAAACAGUUGAAUGAAUCGUAUCCAAAAAUUCUAUUCGAUGUUGUGCCUAUAAUGUGGUUGAAACCAGCUGAGAUCGCAAAUUAUAACCCAAAGCCUUGUUAUAAUUGCCCGGUGUAUAAAACUAGUGCAAGGCGCGGAGUUUUAUCUACAACAGGCCAUUCGACCAAUUUUGUAAUGUACACCACAUUUAAUACAAAUUUACCAGAAAAACAUUGGAUCAACAGAGGGGUAGCAGCAUUGUGUCAACUUGAUGACUGAAUCAAAUUUAGUUUUCAUAUAAUUUUAUUUAUGUAUAUUUCAAUAAAAUAUUGACUGUAGA